Dermochelys coriacea (leatherback sea turtle) is the source of this 1220-nucleotide messenger RNA. Its product is annotated as olfactory receptor 6N1-like. Gene Ontology annotation, molecular function: G protein-coupled receptor activity; olfactory receptor activity. Gene Ontology annotation, biological process: G protein-coupled receptor signaling pathway. The transcript has a single exon. The coding region runs from base 1 to 975 and encodes 324 amino acids. Lineage: Eukaryota; Metazoa; Chordata; Testudines; Dermochelyidae. Gene Ontology annotation, cellular component: membrane. The record is from RefSeq and is a predicted model, not a curated record.
AUGGCAGACUGGAGAAACCAAACGGCCAUCACAGAAUUCUUACUCUUGGGAUUCAGUGAGCUCCCUGACCUACAAAUUCUUCUCUUCCUGAUAUUCCUAGUGAUCUACAUGGCAACUGUGUCCGGGAACACCCUCAUCGUGGUGCUCAUUGUGGCUGAUCAGCACCUUCACACCCCCAUGUACUUCUUCCUGGGGAAUUUGUCCUGCCUGGAGACCUGCUACACCUCGACCAUCCUGCCAAGGGUGCUGGCCAGUCUCCUGACUGGGGACAAAACCAUCUCAGUCAGUGGCUGUAUCACACAACUGUAUUUCUUUGGGUCUCUGGCAGGUACGGAAUGCUGUCUCCUAGCAACGAUGUCUUAUGAUCGGUAUUUAGCGAUAUGUAAACCCCUGCAUUAUUCAACUCUUAUGAAUACCAGGUUUUGCCUCCAGUUAGCUGCUGGCUCCUGGUUAAAUGGUUUUUUGGCUCUUACCAUCUUUGUCUUAUUCCUAUCACAGUUAAUAUUCUGUGGCCCAAAUGAAAUGGACUAUUUCUAUUGUGAUCCCAUGCCACUGAUAAAGCUCUCCUGCAGUGACACACACCUGGUCAUAUUGCUGGAUUUCAUAUUAGUCUCUGUAUUCACCCUGCCUCCAUUCCUACUAACCCUGACAUCCUACAUAUGCAUCAUCACCACCAUCCUGAGAAUCCCUUCCAUCACUGGGAGGCAAAAGGCCUUUUCCACCUGCUCCUCUCACCUCAUUGUGGUGACAAUUUUCUAUGGAACCAUAAUGAUUGUGUACCUGUUACCGAAACAUGAUACACUGAAAGACCUGAACAAAGUGGUCUCUCUUUGCUACACAGUCUUGACUCCCCUGUUAAACCCCCUCAUCUACAGCCUGAGAAACAGAGAGGUCAAGGAAGCCUUAAUCAAAGCAGUCAGUAAAUGUGGCUUUCACAGAAAUGUGCAGAUACACCUAGAUAAUAACAUAGCCUGAUAAUAACAUGCAUCCGAUGAAGUGAGCUGUAGCUCACGAAAGCUUAUGCUCUAAUAAAUUUUUUAGUCUCUAAGGUGCCACAAGUACUCCUUUUCUUUUUGCGAAUACAGACUAACACGGCUGCUACUCUGAAACAUAGCCUGAGGUUUUCAAAGCUGCCUGGGUGAUUUCAGCAAUCAGCCUCCAUUAAAAUGAAGUUGAAAAGUCCAAGUUAAAAUCUCAGCACUCAGUGUUGUCCAUUUUAG